Messenger RNA from Aspergillus heteromorphus CBS 117.55, 3745 nucleotides. RefSeq names its product putative vesicle-mediated transport protein (Imh1). The transcript is spliced from 3 exons. Gene Ontology annotation, cellular component: Golgi apparatus. The record is from RefSeq and is a predicted model, not a curated record. Lineage: Eukaryota; Fungi; Ascomycota; Eurotiomycetes; Eurotiales; Aspergillaceae. Bases 107 to 3613 code for a protein of 1168 amino acids.
CUUCUCGAUCCCAUGCUCCUGCUCCUCUCGGUCCUCGACCGUCCGUCUCUUUGUCUUUUGUCCCUCCACUGAGCUGUGGCCUUGGCUCACCGGCCCCGCCACAGUCAUGUUCCAGCGCCUGCGCGAGGCAAUCGACUCGCGGAUUGCAGAGGAACAGGCUCGCCAACGCACCGCCCAGACUCCGAUCUCUCGCUCCAACUCCGCCCGUCAUCCCACCGGCCGCAAUCUCUCGCCCACCCGACGGACCUCCCGCCCGCGCCGCAAUACCGGCACUCCUGUCCGGGGCCCUGAUCCGAAUGAAUUCGAGCCCGAGUUCGCCAUCGGCGACGAUGAGGGAUCCAGCAGAUCCGCUACUCCGCGCCUCGAGUCCGCGGGCGGCUCCGAAGCUGCCCCGGAGGAUGGUGCCGCGCAGGGCAAGCCCCCCGCUGACGACUCCGCCGCAAAGGAGUCGGACGCCCAACCCGCGACGGAGCCGAAUCAGUCGUCGUCGGAACUUCCGCCAGAGAUAAGGGUGAAGCUGCGGAGAUUGGGAAAGUUGGAAUCUCGCUACCAAGAACUGCUCAAGGCCUAUCGCAUGGCCCAUUCGCGCGUCCUCUCCAUCGAACCGUUCGAAGCUGCCCUGCGCGAAAAUACCCCUCUUACGUCGAUCAGCGAGCCGAAGGCGUUGACGGAGUACCUGAACCAGAUCUCGUUGAAAGGGGACAUGGUCGUUGAGGAGCUGAAGCGCGUAACGGCGGACCGAGAUGACUACAAGAAGAAGCUGGAGGAGGCCCAGAAAUCCACCAAGGCCGCCUUGGACGAAGUGACCGAACUCAAGAAGGACAAGGCCCAAGUGAAGGAAGACGAAGCAUCGGCAAAGGAAUCCGCGACAGAUAGUCCCGCGAAAUUCGGAAAGUCCACCUCCAAGGACGAUACCAAGGCUUCCAAACAGUCCGAGCCGCAGGGCGAGAGUGAGGAAUUCUUUUCUUUCGACAGCGAAAUACCCCGGCUGGAAUCCGAGUUGAAGGAAAAGCAGGACGAGAUCGAAACCCUCAAGACGCAAACGGACUCGCUGAAACGCGAUCUGUCGGUCGCUCGCGAGUCAACGGAAGGCAUGGUUGUGAACCUGGAGUCUGCUACUCGAGAGCUUACGGAACUGCGUGACUUCAAGGACAAGCAGGACGCGGAGGUGGAGAAGCUGAAGAGUUCCCACAAAGCGGAAGUGGACGAGCUCAAGGCCAAGCUUGGCAAGUCGGAGGAGGCCGUGUCCAAGACUGGCGCCGAAAUCGAGAAGCUGCAGGCCGAUUUGAAGCAGCGUACCGAGGAAAUCGAGCAACUCCAGGCCCAGACAUCCAAGCCCGAGAAUGCUGACCGACAGGCCGAAUUCGAAACCAAGCUAGGGGAACUGAAGAAGGAGAAAGAAGCCACCGAGAAGCGCCUGGGUGUUCUACAGGGAUUAGUCGAUAGCUUGCGGUCCCAGCUGAAGGAGACCGAGGAAGCAGUGUCCAAUCUGAAGUCCGACAUGGGCCAAAAGACCGUGGACAUGGGCAAGUUACAGAACGUUGUCAGUUUCAUGGAUGAGAAUCUGAAGGGCAAUGCGAAGUGGCAACAGGUCAAGGAAACAGUUGCCGACGGAAAGGAAGCCGUGUGGAGUGAGCUACGCGACAGCUUGGCACCACCGCCCACUCCAAACGUCAAAAAUUCCACUGGACCAGCCACGCCAGCUGCACCAGCUGCGACAGCAGGUGGUACCGGAGGGGGUAAAAAGAAGAAUAAAAAGAAGAAGAAGGGUGGCAAGGCGGGUGAGGAUACGAAGGCAGCCGAGGUUGCUGUCCCCGAGGAAAAGCAGGAGCCAGCGGUUGAGCCUGUUGAGCCGGUUGAGGCCGACCAGACUGCCUCGAAGCUAUCCGAGCUGGAGGAAAGCAUUGAAUCACUGAAGAAACAGUUGGAAGAGAAAGACGCGGCCAUUGAUCGUCUGAGCUCUAAGCUGAAAGGAGAGGAAGACCUGAAAGAGGAGAUCGAGACUCUCCGGGACGACCUGCUUCACCUGGGCGAAGAACAUGUUGAGGCGAAGGAUAAGGUCAAGAUGCUCAGUGCCGAGAAGACUGCCCUUGAGGGAGCAAUCUCCAAGCUAGAGAAGGAGCUCACGGAUUUGCGCACGAGCACCGAAUCCAGUUCCGCCGACUCCAAGAAGGCCCACAGCGACCUGAAAGAGGAGUACGAGAACAUCAAGAUCAAGUCCACUACGCUGGAGACCGAGCUCUCCGCUGCCCAGCAACUGGCUGCGACGCGCUUCAAGGAUAUCACCGAUUUGAGGGAGACCCUGCAGAAGCUGCAACCCGAGCUGAAGAAGCUGCGAAGCGAGUCAUCAGAACUCAAGUCCACCAAGGAAUCGUUGACGAGCAAGACGGCCGAGUUGAGAACUCUCGAGGGCAAACACGACGAUCUGCGCGCCGAUCUGAAAGCGCUCAAAUCCACCAUAUCCGAGCGGGACAAUGAAGUGAAGACGCUCAAUCAGAAGAUCAGACAGGAAACAGAAAGCCGCCUGAAGGGGGAGGAGAAGCUGACGGUCGCCCAGUCUGACCUGCGAUACUCGGAGAGCAAAAAGCAAGAAGCAGUGGAGGCGAAGGAGAAACUGGCGACGGACCUUUCCAAGGCACAGGACGAGUUGAAGGCUGCCCGUGCCCGCCUGCGUGAUGCUGAAAGCCAGGUCGCCCAGUUGAACAAGGAUCUCGGCGGCCUGCGGGAGGAGAUCCAGCUGAAGACAGCUCAACACUCCAGCGCGCAAGGUCUGAUGAACAGCAUGCGCGACCAGGCUGCAGAAUUGGGUAUGCAGAUGAAGGAGGCGCGGGAACGGUGUGAGAGCCUGGAGGAGGAGCUAGCGGACGCCCACCGCUUGCUGAGCGAGCGGACUCGGGAGGGCGAAACAAUGCGACGCCUUCUUAACGAUAUCGACGGCCGCGCGGAGGCUAAAGUACGGGACUUCAAGGAGCGCAUGGAAUCUGCCAUCGAGGAGCGAGACCGGGCCGAGGACGAAGCAAGUGCGCAAGGGCGCCGUCGGGCGCGUGAGUUGGAGGAGCUGAAGGGCAAGUUGCGCGAGGCGGAACGGUCCCUGCGCACCAUCGAGGAAGACAAGGAGGAACUGGAGCACUCGCAGAAGGAUUGGAAGCGUAGACGCGACCAGCUGGAGGUUGAGUCCGAGAAGACGACGCAAGAAUUGGGUGAUCUACGCCAGGCCAUGGCCCGGCUGCGCGAUUCCUUGGAUGAGAGCGAGAAGCAGGUCCGUGACCUGGAGAAGGAGAAGGCCGAACUGCGCCGGUCGGUGGAGGAGACCAACGCUCGAUUGGAAAAACUCCGCAAGUCCAACAAGAUGCUCCCCGAGGAUGGCCGUUUCGGCCACACAUCGCAGUCCUCUCGGUCCUCCAUCGACUCGGGGUCACGCAAGCUGCUUGCCUCCCCGGUCGCGAAGGAACGCAGCCCGUCGACCCGGCGAAGCGAAACGCCCACCGGCGGCGGUGCCAUUGAUUACAUCUAUCUGAAGAACGUCCUCCUCCAAUUCCUGGAGCAGAAGGACAAGAGCUACCAGAAGCAGCUGGUGCCUGUCCUGGGGAUGCUGCUGCAUUUUGACCGGUGAGCCCCGUUCCGCCCAUUCCUAUCCUUUUUUAUACCAGGUAGCUGACCGAAACAGGACCGACGAGCAGAAGUGGAUGGCGGCCAUCGCGUCAAGAUAGGACCCAACACUUUCUCCGCGGGACCGAGGACGUAC